CCUUCCCCUCUUAAAACCCCCACCGUCAAUAUCAAUACAAACCGGCUGGAUUGUGAGCAUAGAUUCAUCUGGAGCAUCAAGAAGUUGCCAUAUCUUGCGAUCGGCAAGGAACGAGCUCAAACAGACAGCGAUCUAGCAGCACACGCAAUCUAGCCCUUGACACAGGACCUCUACCGUCUUUUACCUACAGACCACUACUCCUUCUCGUCUCUUCUCUCACCACGGAGUACCGGGAAACUUCAACCAUGAACGCUUCGGAGCCGGCGAUGCUGCCAACAAAUGCUAGCGGCUCGACUCACGUCAAAGAGACCACCAUGGACGUUGACAUGGACGUGAACGGCAAUGAGAUUAGCAAGGGUAGUAAACGGGUAGCCUACUACUACGACCACGAUGUGGGGAACUUUUCAUACGGAAUCGGACAUCCUAUGAAACCUCAUCGGAUGAGGAUGACGCAUAAUCUGGUUCUGAAUUACGGGUUGUUGGAACAUAUGGACGUCUACCGACCAACCCGAGCGAACAAGACCCAGUUGACCAGGUUCCACUCGGACGAGUAUAUCGACUUCUUGGAGACUGUUACUCCUGAGACGGUCGAGGAGAUGACGGGCGGUGGGGUGCGAUGUUUGACCGGGGAAGACUGUCCAGCUUUCGAGGGCGUCUUUGAAUUCUGUUCCAUCUCCGCUGGAGGAUCUAUCGGAGCUGCCGAGCGACUAAACCGAGGAACAGCAGACGUGGCGAUCAAUUGGGCUGGGGGGUUGCAUCAUGCGAAAAAGACCGAGGCGAGUGGAUUCUGUUACGUCAACGACAUUGUGUUGGGGAUAUUGGAGCUGCUCCGACAUCACCCCCGAGUGCUCUACAUCGAUAUCGACAUUCAUCACGGGGACGGGGUGGAAGAAGCGUUCUACUCGACGGAUAGGGUGAUGACGGCGAGUUUCCACAAGUUUGGAGAUUACUUCCCUGGAACGGGGGAUGUCAAAGACACCGGGAUCAAGGCGGGCAAGAAUUACGCGGUGAAUGUGCCAUUACGAGAUGGGAUCAGCGACGAAGCUUAUCAGGACAUUUUUGAGACGGUCAUUCAACAUAUCAUGGACUGGUACCGGCCGACAGCGGUCGUCCUACAAUGCGGAGCCGAUUCAUUAGCAGGAGACAAGCUCGGUUGUUUCAACUUGUCUAUGGCGGGACAUGCGGCUUGUGCGAGGUUCGUCAAGAAGUUUGGAUUACCAACAAUUGUUGUUGGAGGUGGUGGAUACACAACGAAGAAUGUGGCCCGAGCAUGGACAAACGAGACGGCCGUGAUGUGCGGGCAAGAGCUGGACGAGAACUUGCCAUAUAACGAAUAUAUGGAAUACUUCGGCCCACGAUAUAAGCUGGAGGUGUUGCAGAACAACAUGGACGAUUACAACAGCACGGAAUACCUCUCGAACAUAAAACAACGCAUCAUCGAGAACCUGCGGUCGAUGCCAUUCGCACCUAGUUCACAGAUUCGAGCUGUGCCGGGCGCUUCGGUCGGACAAGCGAUCGGCUCGUCGACAAAAGGCUUUGUUCCGGACGACGAUGUCGACUUUGAGCUGGAUAGCAAGAUCAGAGAUAUCGUCCGAGCUAGGACGGCGGGAGAUGCGUUGUCGGAUGACGAGGAGGAGCCGAUGGACAGCGAGGACGACGCGGCGGAUGUUGGCACGGCGUUUGGUCGCUCGAAUCGACGGAAACGACAAGGUGGCGUGAGCGCACGGACCGGCAAGGUGUCCAUGGGCAGUACAACCGGACGAACGAAUGGUCGACAACGAGGAAAGCAGACGAUCGUAUCGGGUUACUCGAAUUCGCUCGUCGAUGUCAACGCUCGUUUAGGUUCGACCGGCAGCUCUGCUACUGGUCCGCGAAAGAAGAGGUCGUUCUUCACUGCUUCCAACCUGCCACCCAUCAUGCCACUAGGCGCGCUGGCAGCAAACGGUACGAGCGGUAUGGAACACAUCCCUGUUCAGACCAAGGCGGGGAACGGAAAGACAUCGGCAAUACGAGGAUCAGCUGCAGUGAGGAUAGGCGAUUCGAGUUCGCGUUCAAGGAUAGGUAGCCCGAUGAGUGUAGCUUGAGACAGGAGGAUCAAACCCGGUUGUAUGACAUCAAUGAUUCCGCAGCGAACAGGUUCGGGUGUUGGGAAACGAGAAAGGGGUAGAAAUUUACGUUUUGUGCUCAGAGAAAGGAGUGGCAUUCAAGAAUAAAGGAGCUGGAUCCGGGAUUGAUCUCGUCACGUCAAGGGAGAGCGUCACGACAACGGAAGCGUUAGGGGACAGAUCAAAGGAAAGGCCAACGCUCAACAAACGAGUUAGGGGUGUGCACAACGGUCGCACGGGCUACGACAGUAUAAAUCUAUUCCCUUUCAUCAGCUGAACUCCAAACAACCCUCUUCACACGACAUCUCGAACGACAU
This is a messenger RNA of Filobasidium floriforme, 2422 nucleotides long. RefSeq lists its product as uncharacterized. Gene Ontology annotation, molecular function: histone deacetylase activity. The coding region runs from base 246 to 2084 and encodes 612 amino acids. NCBI's taxonomy places the organism in Eukaryota, Fungi, Basidiomycota, Tremellomycetes, Filobasidiales, Filobasidiaceae. The record is from RefSeq and is a predicted model, not a curated record. The transcript is spliced from 16 exons.